CUGGCAACUCUAUGGUUAUCAGUCGAUAAGUGUAGUGUUUGAUGCGGAGCUGCAUUCGUCGAGCGGCGAACAGCUGCAUUCGACGCAAGGACGGUGCUUGCCGUGCUGCCCUUUCGCUCCUUAGCGCCCCCUCUGCUCGCCAGUGACGUUCCCCUCGAUUUGACAGAAUGAGCAGAUUUAGCUCAUCGGCUGAUUGACAAUUCGGAAAAAUCAUCCCCGAAUGGACAGGUGAGACAAAACUCGUGGUGCGUGGACAACGACCAAGAUGAACCCUCGAUGGCGCCAGGUGCUCCUGCUGGUCGCUUACUUUCUGGUGCUCAUGCUGGUGGCCAGAAUAAUUGACCUGCUCAUUUGGCACCUGCAAGGGCUGACGCCGAACCAAGAGGUCGACCCUCGGCUGGUGCUCGGAGUGCGACAGCUCAAAGCCCUCUUGGACACCAGGGGGGUGGGCUACGCUGGCUGCGUUGAAAAACACGAACUUGCGGAACUGGUUUAUAGCUCAGGCCAAGUUGUCAACUCAGAAGUGGCAGUUCUAGAAACCUCUGAAAAUGAGGUGAAGGCUCGUAUUGCUGCACCUGCAUCACAUUUCACAGGCGGUGCGCACUUUUACGAAGAGGUGGAAGAUACAAAAGACUCAGUUUGGCUGGUCCAGGUUGCACCUGAAGGAGCUGAACCUCCCUUAGAUGAUUACAGCUGGAGAUUAGUGUGCGCGCACCUGGCACCUUUUGCCAUCAGGACAGGUGUUUUUGAUUGCAAGCUGGACAGACGGUUAUGCACCGGCAAAGGUUGGCAUGAACCUUUAUUACUGUUGGCCCUUCCGAGGGGCACCAGAGCCAAGGACAAAGUGCUAAUGCAAAUUUUUAAAUCAACUAAACCUCAGUCAAUCAUCGCGUGGGUGCGACAACAGCUGUCAGACAGAGUUGAAAGACUCCAAAACGUCUCAGAAGCGACGCAGUGGGUCGAAGCUGCCUCCAAGUCUGAGUCUGACAGCCAAGUGCGUCUGCUUUUACUCACAAAGCUCUCCAGUCCUCCUUUAUUCCUGGCAGCCCUCAGUGUCAAAUUCGCUGGAAGGGUUCGAUUCGGAUUGCUGCAGGUGAAAAAUAAGGAGGAUGAGGACAUUGUCAAGAGCAGCCUCGGCAUCAAAAGCCGAACAACAUAUCUACUUUCAACCCCUCAGGGCUCUUAUAUCUACGGAAGCGGUCGAGAGGAGCAUCUUGAUUUUAAAACCAUGCACAACUUCUUGAGGGCCGUGCAGCCAGAAGCAAAUGACGCGCUUUUAGUCUCGCUGGCACUGUGUCAGCUGCUGGCAGUGCUCAGAGCUGCCACCAAAAGGUCACUUCUGGGCUGCUUGCUCACCAUUUUGGCACACAAUUUAGCUCUGCUGGCUGCAUGGCUGGCUAUUCUCACCCUCAGCAGGGUACCAUUUGUGGCCAGUCCAUUCACUGAAGCCUUUUCUUGUGUGAGCCGCUGGAUGGCAUUGUCCAAGCCUGGACUCUGGCUCAGAGCUGACCAGAACCUGCUGGCCCGCUACCCAAAAGUGCUCCUGUGCACUUUGUUGCUUUUCCUUCUUGCUGUUCGCCACUGCUUUUUGGAGGAGCCUUCUGAAGGUGGAGGCUAUGGUUGGAGAUUUUUGAGUCAGCUCUUGCCAAGCCCAACAAUAACUCUUACAAGCUUACGGCCAGAGUCUGAAGAUGAGAGACCUCCCAAUCCAGAAGAGCUGCUGGUGCAACGACUGGCCGUGCCUGGCCUUUGGCUCACUCCUCUGGUCAGCGCCGACUACCUGCGCACCCUCGCCCGCUGGAGGCACCGAACGACGCCCGACAUAAAGCGGGACCCGAUGUCCAGAGCCCUCAUCGAAGAGGUGAUGCGUCCAGGCAAGGACACGGAAGCCGAGUCUUCUGAGGACGAUCCGGGCCCGCCAAGAGGAGCUCUUAAGGCAGCAGAAUGCGCCAUAUGCCUCGAGUCGUACGUGAAAGGGUCACUGUUAUGCGGGCUGCCAUGCGGACAUGCAUUCCACGAGGCGUGCAUCAUGGCCUGGCUGCUCAGGGACCACCACAGCUGCCCGUCUUGCAGGUGGCCGGCUUACAAGAGGAAGAAGCACCAUUGAUUUGAUUCACACUGCCUUUCAAUUUGAGUUCGUCUCAGUACGCAGGAUCAUGAUCCUGCUGUCAUAAUGUGAUUAUUAUUUGUGAUGAAAAAGCAAUCACAGUGUAUUUCUGAUAGUACUGCCAUCGUUUCCACCAGAAGGGUAGUGACGAACGCACAUUGUUUCGUAUCGAUCUCGACAACCUCAGUUGUUUUCACAGCCAAAUAAUAUUAGUGAAUACCGUAUAGACUAAUGGAGGGAGGUGUAUCAGUCAGAUUUCGCAUUUUGCGUGGGAAUUUGAGUGCUGCAGACUAACUUUGUGCUUUUCACAGUCAAGCGGGUGCUCAAAUUUAUAUACAAAUUCAUCAGCCAGUUAUUUUUUCUGGGCACAAUUUCUGCUCAACCAAACUAACACUCCCUUCAGUAACUAUGCAGCAGAGAGUUUAGAAUGUAUUUUUAUCAUGUGUCGCUUUGGUACGCAUUAUCAAACUUCCUUUUUUUCUUUAGUUCAGAAACAUUGUUAACGUUGCUAAAAGCACUACAGAGUUCUAUAUAUCAUUAUUAAAAACACAAUAUGAGAAAAUCUAAACUGUUCCAUUUUGAUGGUGAUAGCAUUGAACGGAAGUUAAAUAAAAAUCAAAAUAUAUCUCAGCUUUCACAUAAUCAUACAGAAUUUAAAACCACAUAAAGGACUAAAAUCUUGUAAACUAACUUUGGUACCGAAUACAUCAAGAGGAAGAUUUCUUGAUACAGUAAUAAAUAUGUAAAUGUGAAUUUUGUGAUUAUUUAUAUAGAAGCGCGUGAGUGCCUCCCAGCAAACACCGCCUUGUUUCGUUCAAACAAUUCAAGCUUAAAGAGUUAGAAUUAGUGUUUUAUUGUAGGAAAAUGAACCAACAGUGCACAAAAUGAGUGCAUUCUGUUUGAUUGCUUGAAACGUUUGAUACGUUCAUGAGUCAUGCCAUUUUUUAGACAAAUAAACUCAUAGUUGAACAAAAAAUAAA
This is a messenger RNA of Cloeon dipterum, 3087 nucleotides long. Its product is annotated as E3 ubiquitin-protein ligase RNF103-like. Gene Ontology annotation, cellular component: endoplasmic reticulum. Gene Ontology annotation, biological process: protein ubiquitination. The record is from RefSeq and is a predicted model, not a curated record. Lineage: Eukaryota; Metazoa; Arthropoda; Insecta; Ephemeroptera; Baetidae. The transcript is spliced from 10 exons. Gene Ontology annotation, molecular function: ubiquitin-protein transferase activity. Bases 266 to 2107 code for a protein of 613 amino acids.